Macrobrachium nipponense is the source of this 531-nucleotide messenger RNA. RefSeq lists its product as uncharacterized. Bases 1 to 531 code for a protein of 176 amino acids. Lineage: Eukaryota; Metazoa; Arthropoda; Malacostraca; Decapoda; Palaemonidae. The record is from RefSeq and is a predicted model, not a curated record. The transcript has 3 exons.
AUGACGGUGACUGCCAUGUCAUUUAACAAACGCAAUGCCUACCAGCCUUUCCCUCUUGUUUUUGCCCUCCGCCUCUUCCUCCAUUUUCAUUGCAUCCUCUUCCGUCUCCUCUUCUUCCACCCUCCUUCUCCAACUAUACACUCCUCCACCUCCACCCCUUCCCCUCCAAACUCUUCCACCUCUUCCCUCCUCCUUUCUUCCACUACUCCUCCAACUCUUCCACCCUCCUUCUCCAACUCCACCCUCCUCCUCCUCCUCCUCCUCCAACUCCACCCUCCUCCUCCUCCUCCUCCAACUCCACACUCCUCCAACUCUUCCACCCUCCUCCUCCAACUCCACCCUCCUCCUCCUCCUCCAACUCCACCCUCCUCCUCCUCCUCCAACUCCACCCUCCUCCUCCUCCUCCAACUCCACCCUCCUCCUCCUCCUCCAACUCCACCCUCCUCCACCUCCAAUAUUGUUUCCCCUUUUCGUGUUUCGGGCGCUGCUGCUGCUGCUGCUGAUGCUUCGAGUGGAGAGCUACAAGGAUGA